Molecule: messenger RNA, 2814 nt
Organism: Besnoitia besnoiti
Lineage: Eukaryota; Apicomplexa; Conoidasida; Eucoccidiorida; Sarcocystidae
Exons: 9
Coding region: 1-2814 (937 amino acids)
Biological process (GO): translational initiation
Cellular component (GO): eukaryotic translation initiation factor 2B complex
Molecular function (GO): guanyl-nucleotide exchange factor activity; translation initiation factor activity
Source: RefSeq, a predicted model, not a curated record
AUGGCUCAGCCAGCGUCUCCGUCGUCUGCCGACCCGCUGGGCUCGUGCCACGAGGAGGUCGUUCUCUCGGCGUCGCUGCGUGCGCCUGGCAGCGAGCCGCGCCCCGAAGGAGGCGAUGCGGCGGGAGGCGUGUCUGGUGCCGACCUUGCGGGGGCGGCGGAACCGAGCGAGGCGAAGACUUUGGAGCGAAGUGACGCUGCAGCGACUGCGAGCCCUGCUGCAGGCCGCCAAGACAAGAGUUCGCAUUCGGAGCACGUCUCCUCCGCGCCUUUCGUCGGCGACUCGACACCGCUGUCGGCCGCCCUGCAUGCAUCUGGACUGCCGUUGUAUCCGCUUGUCCAUGGGUGCGGCGCUGACACCACCGUGAGCUACCCGCGCUCGCGGUGCUCGUCGUCGCACAGCUCACUCCGCGCUUUGCAAGACCGCGGCUCGUUCGGCUCCGCUCCGUUAUUCGAGGGAAAUGCGGCGGCCGUGGCGUCUGGCGCACACCGCGUCGACGGCCUUGGCUUCGGCUGUACUGACACCUCGCCGGGCCUCCCGCCGCUGGGCGGCGGGAGCAGCCCGGCCAGCGAGUUCCGCAACUCGGAGUUUUUUCAAGGGGGCAGAGACCCCCGGGGGGCGGUGACUUGCCCGUGCGCGCAGAACAGAAGGCCGUUUCUCUCGCGGAACGCUUCUGUCGAUCGCCGGGCGAUUCCACCGCCUCCGCUGCUCUCCUACGUGCCGCCGCAAAAGUGUCUCUGUUGCCAGAUGACGGCGUCCGCUGACGAGGAGGCGAAGCCGCCCUCGUCAGAGCAGGGCGAGCAGAAGGGAAAGCGCACCGACAGUGUCGGCGCGGUCGACGCGCGAGGCUCGAAGGGAGGGCCCUGCGGCGACGACAGUGGAGCGAGGCGACGCGGCACGCUGAGUGAAGACGCCACACCGCUGGAGCGGAGAGCAGAAGGCUUUCGGCCGCCCCCUGCUGGUGCAGACUGCAGCGGCGGGGAGAUCCGAACGAUUCCCGAGGCUCGCGUGUCUCUGGAGGACAUGAACCAGAAGAGCAGGGCAGGCGGGGCUGGAGCCGAGUCGCUGUCGCCCGUUCGGUCUCUCUCCUGUCCCUCCUCGUCAGCGUAUGCCCGCACGGUGGACCAAGGAGCAGGCGACGCCGCGACAGACGGCUCAGGCGCGACAGACGGCUCAGGCGCGACAGCCGCGCGAGCCUCGGCCUCCACGUCUGAGUGGACUGCGCCCUUCGUCGAGGCGCUCAUUCUGCAACUCAGGCGCCGCGAGCUCCGCGGGAGCCACCAAGCAGCCAGGCGAACUGCCGAGGUCCUCCGCCGCCUCGUAGACGUGUAUCCCUGGCAGACGACUCACGAGCUGGUGGAAGUCAUCAAGCACGUCGGCCGGCGGCUCAUUCGCGCAAGUCCUAUGGAGUUCCUUGUUGCCAAUAUUCUCAGAAGAGUUCUGUGCAUCGUCCGCCGCGAGCACUACAAGCACGUGGAGCUGCAGCGGCAUAAGCAAGAGGAGCAAGCGGCGCAGCGCGCGCGGGAAAAGUCGAGUUUGUUGGCUGUCGCAGCCUCCUCGGGGGGGGGCACGGCGCCGCCGCUGGAGCGCGAGGACGAAGACAAGAAGAGCGCGUCGGAUGCCUUCUCUGAAUGCACCACGUGCCGAGCCUGUGGCUGCUGCGUGUCGUCGCCGUCGUUGGAGUGGCGUUCGGGUGUGGGGAGUUCCGCGGCUGGUGGGGCUUCGCGCGCCAGCCACCGCGCGUCGCUCUCUUCUGACUCCUCGCUGUCUGCCUGCUCAUCGUUCCGUUCGGCCUCUGCCGUGUCCUUCUCGGCGUGCUCGUCGUUCCCCUCUUCUUCGUCGUCCUCUGUUAACCUCACGCUGAGCUCGGGGCAGGUCCUGGGCUCCACGCUCCGCCCUGGCUGCAGCGGGGAGAAUCUGCUCUUCGCCUCGCAGAAACGGUCGGCGCUGCAUGCACCCGGCGCCGCCGGCGCGCAGCACCUCGGGCGUUGGUCUUCGCAGCGCGCCGCGCCCUCCAUGGAGAUGUACUUCGACCCCUACUCGUCCCCAGGCGCCGACGACCUCUUGCCGAUGCCCGCGACGGUGAAGCAGUCGAUCUUUGAGGGCAUUAGCGAGUUGGUAGCGGAGGUCGAUAGUGCGUGGGAAGAGGGCGACGACGUGCGGACGGCGUGCUUCCUGAACGGGGACUGCAUUUUGACUUACGGAUACUCUCUCGCCGUCGAGCGACUCUUGAAGGCGAUUCACCGCAAGAACCAAGGCGAGGGGGUGACCGCGAGCAGCCGCAAGAAGAAGAAACGUGUGCGAUGCAGCUUCCAGGUGAUUGUGCUCGGCGGUGAUCCCGAGCAAGGCGGAAAGAAGAUGGCUAAAUGCCUCGUCGCGUGCGGGAUAAAGACUGCGUACGUCGCCGACGGAGCCCUCUUCGCGGUAAUGAACAAAGUCGACAAAGUCGUACUCGGGACUAUGGCAGUUCUCUCCUCGGGCGGCGCUGUGACAAUCAGCGGAGGGCGCUACGUGGCUGAGGCCGCGAAGACCUUCAGCAAACCGGUGAUCGUCGUCGCGCCUUUAUUCAAGCUGACGCAUCUGCCGCUCUAUGAUCACCACUCGCGCAACGAGCUCAUUCCCCCUGCGCUGCUUCUGCCGGACAGCGCCGAGAUGGAGAACGUCAGCGUGCGCAUUCCGCUCUACGAUUACAUCCCCGACCAUCUCUUGACAGUGUUUAUCACGGAAAUCGGCCCUGUAGAUCCCUCGUAUCUCUUCACGCUGUCUAAGCAGCGGUACCACAUCGAGGAUCUCGACCUCUGCGCUCUCGACUGA